UCUGUGAAAAUCAGAGGAUCUUCAUCUCUUCGACAUUGAUCUUCGAAGUUGAAAAGAGUCUUAAAGGGAAUCGGAGUGGUGAUCUCCGAUCAGGAUGAUGUUGGAUCUAGGUCCAUUCUCAGAUGAGAAAUUCGAUGCGAAGCGUUGGGUUAACUCGUCGUGCCAAGCGCGUCACCCGCAGGAUUCGCUAGAGAAACAUCUUGUGGAUCUGGAAAUGAAGCUUCAGAUUGCCUCCGAGGAGAUCGGAGCUUCACUUGAAGAGCAGAGCGGAGGCGCUCUCCUUCGUGUUCCUCGCGCUACACGCGACGUGUUGCGUCUCCGUGAUGAUGCCGUGUCUCUUCGUGGUUCUGUUGCUGGAAUCCUCCAGAAGCUCAAGAAGGCAGAGGGUUCUUCAGCAGAGUGUAUAGCUGCACUUUCUAGAGUGGAUAGUGUCAAACAGAGAAUGGAGGCUGCCUACAAAACACUACAGGAUGCUGAUGGGUUAACUCAGUUAAGCUCGACGGUUGAGAGUGUUUUUAACAGUGGCGAUCUUCCUCGUGCUGCAGAAACUCUUGCCAGCAUGAGAAAUUGUUUAUCUGCCGUUGGAGAGGUUGCAGAAUUUGCUAAUGUUAGAAAGCAACUAGAGGUCUUGGAAGACAGGCUGGAAAAAAUGGUGCAGCCACGUCUUACCGAUGCAUUAACAUAUCACAAGGUUGAUGUCGUUCAAGAUUUGCGAGGAAUUCUAAUCCGGAUUGGGAGAUUCAAGUCUAUGGAAUUGCAAUAUUCAGAAGUCCGUCUAAAGCCAAUUAAGCAACUCUGGGAAGAUUUUGACACAAAGCAAAGGACCAACAAGCUUGCCAAUGAGAGAAGUGAAAGUCAAAGGUUGUCUAGCGGUGAUGAGUUUCAAUUGACAUCAUCUCAGACAUCAUUUGCCAGUUGGCUGCCAAGCUUUUACGACGAAAUGCUACUUUAUCUUGAGCAGGAGUGGAAAUGGUGUAUGGUUGCCUUCCCUGAUGACUACAUGACUCUCGUCCCAAAGCUGUUGGUUGAGACCAUGAGGGUACUGGGGGCUAGUUUUGUUUCUCGUGUUAACCUUGCAACAGGAGAUGCUGUUCCUGAAACGAAAGCACU
Molecule: messenger RNA, 1110 nt
Organism: Camelina sativa (false flax)
Lineage: Eukaryota; Viridiplantae; Streptophyta; Magnoliopsida; Brassicales; Brassicaceae
Product: conserved oligomeric Golgi complex subunit 7
Biological process (GO): retrograde vesicle-mediated transport, Golgi to endoplasmic reticulum; intracellular protein transport; Golgi organization
Cellular component (GO): COG complex
Source: RefSeq, a predicted model, not a curated record